Molecule: messenger RNA, 2100 nt
Organism: Aspergillus nidulans FGSC A4
Lineage: Eukaryota; Fungi; Ascomycota; Eurotiomycetes; Eurotiales; Aspergillaceae
Exons: 3
Coding region: 1-1851 (616 amino acids)
Biological process (GO): regulation of DNA-templated transcription; nuclear-transcribed mRNA poly(A) tail shortening
Cellular component (GO): CCR4-NOT core complex; P-body; nucleus
Source: RefSeq, a predicted model, not a curated record
AUGACGUCCAGAAAGACGCAGCAGGAGAUCGACAAGACCUUCAAAAAGGUCGCGGAAGGUAUCCAGACGUUCGAAGGAAUCUACGAAAAAAUCCGUGCCGCGACGAAUCCCACACAACGAGACAAGCUCGAGGAGAACCUGAAACGAGAAAUCAAGAAGCUUCAACGAUAUCGUGAUCAGAUCAAAUCAUGGGCGUCUGGCAAUGAGGUCAAGGAUAAAGGACCUUUGCUUGAGCAGCGAAGGGCCAUUGAGACGUGCAUGGAGCAGUUCAAAGCCGUUGAGAAAGAAAUGAAGACGAAAGCAUAUUCCAAAGAAGGCCUCUCUGCCGCAUCGCGACUCGACCCGAAAGACAAAGAGAAAGUCGAGACUUGUGAUUUCCUGUCCAAUAUGGUUGACGAACUGCAACAAAAAAUCGAGGCAAUGGAGGCAGAAGAGGAGUCGCUUCAAAUGUCGAUGAAAAAGGGAAAGAAAGAUGUCACCAAGACCAAUCGUCUAGCCGAUCUUGCGCACUUUAUCGAGCGUCACAAGUGGCACGUAAAUAAACUGGAACUGUUGCUACGAUCACUUCAGAAUGGCAACAUUGAAACAAGUCAGGUGGUGGACCUUAAGGAGAGCAUCAAAUACUACGUUGAGGACGGUAACCAAAUUGACUACGCUGGUGAAGAUGAGACGCUGUACGACGAUCUGAACAUGGGCGACGAUGCCGAAGCACAAUUUGGAAUAGGCGGUGACAACGACCGGGUGUCGUCGCAAGACACUCAGUCAAUGCAAGACGAAGAGGUUGAAGCCAAACCGAAGCCCAAAGCUGAAGCCAGCGCCACUAGCCACCGCAGACCUUCCGCUCAAAUGAAAUCCCCGCUUCCAGUCCUUGCAACACUGCAUCCGUCCAGCUCAAGCAGCUCGGCGUCUGGCAUGAAGCCUGCCCCCCCUCCCACGCGUCUGCCCGGUGAAACACUCAAGUAUGCUUCUGCCGCUGCUGCCGCUGCUGCAAGCGACAAGAAUGGUGUUGGAAUUGCCCCUCUACCGCCUCCGCCAGGUGCUAGCCCCGCCUUCCCAUCUGCAGUGCCCGCCUCCAAAGCUUCCUCUACUGCCUCACCUGUUGUUACGCUAGCACAGCCUGUGCCAAAAGCAACACCUGCAGCUGCGAUAGUCGCAGAGGAGGGACGCUCGCGAACGCCAGCUUUCAGCCCCAAGGUUUCUGCUGCCGUCAGCGCAUCAAAUACGGUGCCAAGCACGCCUGCGAUGGACAAGGCAGAAACCGCCAGUACGAAACCACCCGCUGCCGCUAAUGGAGAGUCGAAUAAAGAGAACCAAGCAGGAGAAGAGUCUAUCUACCACCUUCCACCCGGUCUGCAGGAUUUAAUCCAUUCGUUCGAAGUAACCAAAAAUCGUGCAUCGGCAAAUCCCUCAAGCCAGCCACCUUCAGUGCAGCGCCUACUCACUGCAUCUGCAGCCAAUUGCCCAGAACCAGGGGACUCAGAGAAGCCUCGUCACUACAAGCCCCAGAACCCGUACAAUACGCCUCUUUAUUACCCCCAGGAGCCACUGGCCAUCUUGGACGAUCCCAGGCUGUACGAGACAGGGCGGAUCGAUACAGAUACUUUGUUCUACUUGUUUUAUUACCGCCAAGGAUCAUACCAGCAAUACUUGGCAGCAAAGGCGCUCAAGGGCCAGAGCUGGAGAUUUCACAAACAGUACCAGACGUGGUUCCAACGGCAUGAGGAGCCUAAGACGAUUACUGAGGAGUUUGAACAAGGCACCUAUCGCUUUUUUGACUACGAGAGUACUUGGAUGAAUCGUCGCAAGGCGGACUUCAAGUUUAUUUACAAGUACUUGGAGGACGAACUGUGAUCUGGCUUUUACGUUUACUUUCCUGGGUUUGAAGGGUCCUGUUUUGCUAUCUUCGAUCGCGAGUCUGCGAGUGAGACGGAGUACAAGCAUUUCUUUUGUUUCUGUAUGGGUCUUGAUGGGUCCAGGAACAGGUGUUAUCAAUGGGUCUGCGGGACAGGAGUUCAAACGCUGUUCUUUAGUGGCGGCUGAUGGCAUGCAGCCAUCUCUUGAGCUGCUGCUUAGUUAACCAAUGAAUAGACACCUUUAGAG